Pleurotus ostreatus (oyster mushroom) is the source of this 1326-nucleotide messenger RNA. RefSeq lists its product as uncharacterized. The record is from RefSeq and is a predicted model, not a curated record. NCBI's taxonomy places the organism in Eukaryota, Fungi, Basidiomycota, Agaricomycetes, Agaricales, Pleurotaceae. Bases 1 to 1326 code for a protein of 441 amino acids. The transcript is spliced from 3 exons.
AUGGUCUUCAGCAAAUUCGUUUCUGCGGAAUCUUCGGAUCCAGCGGCACUCGCAUUGCGCCACACCGACGCCGCAUCCGUCUUACAAUACAUCGCGUUCGGCGUCAGACAAUGGAAUCCAAGUCUCAACAUGAAGGCGUACAUCGCCUCCCCGUGCGCCAUGCUGGAGUUUUUGAUCCAGCAAUUUGACGAGGUACCCGGGACACUUCUUCAUCGCGAUCUAGUGAUGUGCCUUCGAGAUAUCCGAGGUCCCCCGGCCUCCAGCUAUUAUCACCCUCUGGAUGCAACGCACACGUUGACUCACUGGUCUGUCGGCAUCGUCACCAGGCUCAGAUUGAUGUCCUUCCCAGCCAUACCCGGUCGAUUGUCUCCUCAAGCAUACCGUGCCUUCAUCUGCGCCAUGACUGUGUUGCUGGCGAUUCAUUACGACCCUCGUGGACCUACGUGGGUUCACCUCGCCAUGAACAAUGGCUUAAUCAGGGUAUUGGCUAGCGCUCGCAACAUCUGGCCUAAUCAAUGCCCAGAGAUAUCGGCGACCCUCCUCAGAAAGGUUCUCUUGCCUUACCUUUUCUAUUACCGCGUCUGCGUCGCCGUUAAUGCUCAGCUCGAUUGGCUACCAAAUUUGGACCUCGAUCAUUUGGUCAGUAUAGACGCAUCAUGGGCGCAGCUGGUACAAAUCGCCCGGCAUCGCGGGAAGUAUACCAGUGUUCAACAAAUGAGUCCUAGAUGGUACUGUCGAUGGUGUAUGACAGAUUCAAGGCUUGUCAACUACGUCUGUGGGGGGUGUCGAGAUGUCUACUACUGCAGCCAACAAUGCCAAUCAAGUGACUGGGAUGGCCAUGGUCCUAAUAAACACCCGCUCCGAUUCGAUUUUCCUCCCCACCACGAGGUGUGUAGAGAAGGAGAAUUCUUAAUCCCUUACGAAGUUGAACCUUUCGCCUCGCUACGUCUCGCGCCCAUAGACACUAGGUAUAUCAAGUCCUUUGUCCGAGAGACAAUCCUUCGCCACUGGAAAGCCAUCGUCGAGCCGCUCAAGAAAUAUCAACCUUCAAUCCCAUCGUUGAGAGUUGAUCUGACGGGUCUCGUUACGACCGUAGCCCUCACUGAGCCCAGCCCCGAAGCCACCCGCCGCCUGAACGGAGAAAGAGAGUUUCGCAUCGACAUCGUCUUUCCUCGGCCGGGUGGUCGGGAACCAGCCGUACUUAACGCGGUGAUCAUUUAUCCCGAGCCCGACCCAAAGGAGGAGUACGUUCCUUGGCUGGAAGAACAUCUAGAAUCGUUGAAAAUGCUCCAAGGUGUGGACUUUGACCCAAUGCUUACGCGUUAA